Molecule: messenger RNA, 444 nt
Organism: Selaginella moellendorffii
Lineage: Eukaryota; Viridiplantae; Streptophyta; Lycopodiopsida; Selaginellales; Selaginellaceae
Product: pentatricopeptide repeat-containing protein At3g26630, chloroplastic-like
Exons: 1
Coding region: 1-444 (147 amino acids)
Biological process (GO): RNA modification
Molecular function (GO): RNA binding; protein binding
Source: RefSeq, a predicted model, not a curated record
AUGCUCACUGCUUACACCUUUCACGGCAAUGGAUCCAAAGCUCUCGAGCUCUACGACAAGAUGGUCGGGCAGUCGAUCCAGCCGGACAGCGUGGUGCUGCUCAACGUAAUCUAUGCCGGAUCAGUGGUCGGGGACGUCGGCCUCGUGAGAAAGCUCCACGCUCGCGUUGCUUCCUCCAGCUUCAUGCUCAAGAUCCAGAUCAUCAGCAUGUACGCGCGGUGCGGCAGCCUGGAGGAGGCAAGGCGGGUGUUUGAUGGGAUCGAGAGGAAGAACUUGGUGUCAUGGAACGCGAUGAUGGGAUCUUGUGUACAGCACGGAUACGACGAGGAAGCGAUCGCAUUGUUCUCGGAGAUGAAGGCUGGGAACUCGAGGGCCAUGGAGUCGGGCUCGAGGAGCUCGGUCUCUGCGAGCUCGGACUCUAGUUUGUACACAAAGAGCCACUAA